AUGCGGCUCCAGCCCGAGCAUGUGGUGUUUAGUCUGCUGUCUGCUGGUGUCGAGAAUCGGCAUGGGUGCCCGAAGCGGAUCCUGUCUGAUCAAGGGCGGGAUUUUGUAAAUGAGCUCAAUGAUUCUCUGUGCUUCUCCGCUGCGUACCACCCACAGACUAAUGGGUUGGACGAAAAGACCAACCACAACAUCAAGAGAGCUUUGAUGAAGUUGGUGAAUGAGCAGCAGAACAACUGGGACACAUUCCUUGAUGCCACACUGUUCUCUUUGAGGUCAAAGGUGCACAUCUCAACCAAACACACCCCAUUCCAGUUGAUGUAUGGGCGGGAGGCUGUGUUCCCCUCAGAGGUGCCUGUAGAUUAUCCUAUUCACCAGGACACUGCCAAAUGUGACAGCUACACACCAAUGGAACUUGAGAGUGAGAAGGUGCUUGACAUACAAACAGAACAGAGCAAUGAGGGUAUGCCCCAUUGUACAAAGAAGAGCUAA
Molecule: messenger RNA, 489 nt
Organism: Knipowitschia caucasica
Lineage: Eukaryota; Metazoa; Chordata; Actinopteri; Gobiiformes; Gobiidae
Source: the annotation of a GenBank genome assembly